AUGCGGAGGCUCGUCCUCCUGCUCUGCACCGGCGUGACCUGUUGCGUGGCGGCGGAGACCGCGCUGCUGGGAGGAGGUGGGGGAAACGCGGACCGCGUCCCCCCACGCACGGCGCAGGUGAAGUUCAGUCUCCGCUCGGCGCGGGACGGCGAGGAGGAGGGUUGCGCGCUCAGCAUCGGGCAGCGCGAGCGUCUGGAGGAGUGCAGGUUCAACCUGACAGCCAAAACCUUCCUCAUCAUCCACGGGUGGACGAUGAGUGGCAUGUUUGAAACCUGGCUGGGGAACUUGGUGGCUGCUCUUCAGGAGAGGGAGAAGGACGCCAACGUGGUGGUGGUGGAUUGGCUGGCGCUGGCCCACCAGCUCUACACCGAUGCCGUCAACAACACGCAAAUUGUUGGAAAAAGCAUCGCGAGGUUGCUGGACUGGUUACAGGAGAACCCGCUAUUCCAACUGGAGAAUGUCCACCUGAUCGGGUACAGCCUGGGUGCCCACGUCGCCGGCUUUGCUGGUAACCACGUCCACGGGACAAUAGGCAGAAUUACAGGCUUGGACCCAGCUGGCCCUAUGUUUGAAGGAGUUGACCCUAGCAAGCGCCUCUCCCCGGAUGAUGCUGACUUUGUGGACGUCCUGCACACCUACACAAGGGAGACACUAGGAGUUAGCAUCGGAAUCCAGAUGCCUGUAGGCCAUGUUGACAUCUACCCCAACGGGGGAGACUUCCAGCCUGGCUGUGGUUUAAGCGAUGUCUUGGGAGCCAUUGCCUAUGGGACAAUUGGUGAAGUUGUUAAAUGUGAACACGAGCGGUCUGUGCACCUCUUCGUGGACUCCCUCGUGAACCAAGAUAAACAAAGCUUCGCCUUUCAAUGUACCGAUUCCAGUCGCUUCAAGAAGGGCAUCUGCCUGAGCUGCCGCAAGAACCGCUGCAACGGCAUCGGCUAUAACGCCAGGAAAACGCGCAACAAAAGGAACAGCAAGAUGUACUUAAAAACGAGAGCCGACAUGCCGUUCAAAGUCUACCAUUAUCAGAUGAAAAUGCACGUCUUCAGCUACAAGAGCUUGGGAGAGGCAGAUCCCACUUUCUCUGUCACCCUUCACGGCACCAACGGAGACUCAGAACCUCUCUCUUUAGAAAUGCUUGAUCAAAUUGGUCUAAAUGCUACUAACACCUUCCUGGUCUAUACCGAAGAGGAUAUGGGUGAACUCUUGAAAAUAAAGCUCACCUGGGAGGGAACAACUCAGUCAUGGUACGAUCUAUGGAAAGAGCUGAAGAGCUACUGGUAUCGACCUGCAAAGUCUGCCCAGGAACUGCAUAUCAGACGUAUACGCGUGAAAUCUGGGGAAACGCAACAGAGGUUUGCUUUCUGCGUGGAGGAUGCCCAGCUCACCAGUAUAUCUCCUGGCAAAGAGCUCUGGUUUGUGAAGUGUGCAGAGGACUGGAGGAAAAG
Pterocles gutturalis (yellow-throated sandgrouse) is the source of this 1445-nucleotide messenger RNA. RefSeq names its product lipase, endothelial (gene LIPG). Gene Ontology annotation, biological process: lipid metabolic process. The record is from RefSeq and is a predicted model, not a curated record. The transcript has 9 exons. Gene Ontology annotation, molecular function: protein binding; lipoprotein lipase activity. The annotation marks the transcript as partial. Lineage: Eukaryota; Metazoa; Chordata; Aves; Pterocliformes; Pteroclidae.